Eimeria tenella is the source of this 307-nucleotide messenger RNA. RefSeq lists its product as uncharacterized. The transcript is spliced from 2 exons. The record is from RefSeq and is a predicted model, not a curated record. The annotation marks the transcript as partial. Lineage: Eukaryota; Apicomplexa; Conoidasida; Eucoccidiorida; Eimeriidae.
GGACAAACCCCACACCUUCGCGCCCGACGACCCCCAGCAGUACUUCGCCUUCCUCCAGAACCCCGCGCCCCACAAAGGAGACACUUUCUUCACCGACGCACACGAUGCCAGCCCCAGCAGCAGCAGCAGCAGCAGCAGCAGCACUGCUGCUGCAGCAGCAGACGCGGAGUGGGCGCAGCAGACCGCGCAGCCAGAGGCCCCACCACCUGAGGAAGGAGACACGCUCUUCGCCUCCGACUCCGACCACGAAGGAGACAGGGUCGUUCGAGUGCUGGGGGCGGACGCUGACCAGUGGAUGGAAGAUUAA